Molecule: messenger RNA, 1359 nt
Organism: Antrostomus carolinensis (chuck-will's-widow)
Lineage: Eukaryota; Metazoa; Chordata; Aves; Caprimulgiformes; Caprimulgidae
Gene: LRRIQ4
Product: leucine rich repeats and IQ motif containing 4
Molecular function (GO): protein binding
Source: RefSeq, a predicted model, not a curated record
AUGUCUCUGUCUCAGAAACUGGGUUUGAGUAACAAUCUCUUCUCUUCCAGUUCGCUGCCAGUUAUCAGCAAGUUGCAGUCCCCUCGUCAGCUCAGGCUCUAUGAACCAAACUUGCACGAAGUCCCAGUGCAGAUCUGUGAGUGCCUCCAUCGUUUUGAGUUGCUUGGCCUUUCUGACAAUAAUCUCAAGUGUCUGCCUAAAGAAAGAGUGAAUCUGACAGAACUCAAGGAAAUUUAUCUCAUAAAAAAAAAAAGAUUUAAAAGUUUUCCCAAGGAGCACUGUCAUAUUGCUGGUUUAGAAAUAAGAGAUGUGGGACAAAACCUAAUCAGUCUCAUCCCAGCAGAGGCAGGCUUUUUGACAAACUUAGUUAAGCUAUUUUUAGCUUUUAAUAACUUAUCCUCCAUUCCUCCUACACUGCAACACUGCCAGAAGCUGGUUGUGCUGGAUCUCUCUCCUAAUCUCCUGCACAAACUGCCCUCAAGUUUGAAGAAUCUCGUUGAAAUGAGAGUACUCAGCCUGGCUGCGACGGCCAACAACUGCUGCUGGCCAUCCCUUCCCUGUGUUUAUCUGAGGAACAUUAAACCAUGCACAGUACCCAGCUCCUUCACCAGAUUAACCAGUGUCAGGAUACCAGAUCUGAGUGAAAAUUGCUUUGAUGAGAUUCCUAAAGGAAUAUGCACUAUGAAAAACUUAGAAAUAUUGGCCUUGGAUGGCAAUCAGAUACAGGAGAUACCCGGGGAGUUGUAAGAACUGACAAAUUUGAAAUGCCUUUGCCUGUCUGAAAACCAAUUCAAUAUCUUUCCAAAGGAAAUCUUUCCCCUGAAGCCAUUAGAGAGAUUAUACCUGGGACAAGAUAAAGGAAUUAAAUUCACAAGUCUGCCAGAAGACAUCAGCAAAUUGCAGAAUCUGAAGGAACUGCAUAAUUGUCUGGAGGACCUGCCCACAGCCAUCAUACUGGUCCACUUGACAAUACUUGACUGUUACAACAAUCUCCUCAAACAGCUCCCAGACUCUAUCUGUUUGCUUUUGUGUGUUCAGGUUCAGAACAAUCACCUGUCCCAGCUGCCUCAGGAUUUGGAUAGUCCUCAGCAGCUGGAGCUGGUCCUUGUGGAUGGGAACCCUCUAACAGACCCUCUGACUGAAGUGUGCCACACAUCUACCAUCUGAGCAUGUUUAUGGGAAAAAAGACUUUAAAAGGCCAUGAACUUUAAAAUCCAAAGUUUGUGUCCUGGGUUAAUGAACUCCCAGAAGGGGACUGGACCUUUCUUGCCACAUACGAAUCUAACCAAAAAAAAUAAAGAAGGAAAAGAAAAAAAGGGAAAAGAGAAGCCUGUAAAAGGAUCAGAAGCCAAAAAGUGA